Mucor velutinosus is the source of this 516-nucleotide messenger RNA. RefSeq lists its product as uncharacterized. The transcript has a single exon. The coding region runs from base 1 to 516 and encodes 171 amino acids. NCBI's taxonomy places the organism in Eukaryota, Fungi, Mucoromycota, Mucoromycetes, Mucorales, Mucoraceae. The record is from RefSeq and is a predicted model, not a curated record.
AUGCCUGAUCUCAACACCGUUCGUCGCAUCAUUGAUAACUGCAAUCAACUUGAAACUCUAAAGCUUGUCUUGGUUGAUGCCAAGAACCCGCGAUUGACCAAAGCCAACGUUGAAAACUGGUUCCGUAUCCAUGACAAAACCAAGAAGCAAAAGAAGCCUUUGAAAUUGCUCAAGGUAUCAAAUUGCUUCUCUCCCGUGUUUAUUGAAUACUUGGUGUACAAAUUCCAGCACAUUCAAACAGCUGAGGUCGAUAUGAAUAUGUAUCAGGUAUUCAUUGAAGAUAGCGUAAUUCAAGUAACGGAUGAAGAUAUUCAUGAUCAUCAUAUCCGUGUGGUGCAAGCUCUUCAAGAUACGCUUUACUAUGACUUCAAGUAUUGUACCUUGAGAAACAAUCGUCUGGAAGACAUUAUCUAUCAUGCUCAAGUGAGUGAUAAUGUCAUUACGAUCAGAAUAGUCGACCCAAGCAAAGGCCUCAUACAAAUGCGUGUUAAGAAGCUCUGGUACCUUCAUACCUAA